Messenger RNA from Dinoponera quadriceps, 1363 nucleotides. RefSeq names its product ribosome-recycling factor, mitochondrial (gene mRRF1). Gene Ontology annotation, biological process: translation. The transcript has 3 exons. Bases 385 to 1251 code for a protein of 288 amino acids. Gene Ontology annotation, cellular component: mitochondrion. NCBI's taxonomy places the organism in Eukaryota, Metazoa, Arthropoda, Insecta, Hymenoptera, Formicidae. The record is from RefSeq and is a predicted model, not a curated record. Gene Ontology annotation, molecular function: ribosomal large subunit binding.
UGGUAUUUACUAUCGUAGGAAAUAAAUAAACCUUUAUAUUCAGAAAUAUAUCUGAAAAUUAAGGAUUUCAAACUGUAAAAUAUUUCUACGAUUGCUUCAGUAUCAUAAUUUUUUAUAGAAGUUAUGGUCUAUUAAACUUGGUAUAUUUCUUGUAAUCGAGAAAUUUAUCCAAAGUAUAUAUUAUGACAGGUUAAGUAUUCUAACCUCUUAGGCGCAAGCGAAGCUGCAAUGUAUGCGCAGAAGUCUGUACCAAUUGAAAAGAAUUAGUAAAAACUAUUAAAUAUUGAAUACAAAGUACUUAAUAUUGCUUAAUAUUAUAAUAUCGUAAUAUUGUAAUAUCGUAUUAUGUUGUGAUCGUCCUGAGUCACAUUUUAUGGUGAAGAAAUGGGAAGCAUAGUAGGAGUACGUUUUUGUGCUAAUACUGUAUUAAAAAGUCACACAGUGAUGUUCUCAUUAAGAGUGAUGAGGAAUUAUUAUCGUCACUUUUCAUUAAACAAAGAAAUGUGUUACUCUAUGAGCCAGCAAAGAUGCCUGCAGGAUCUUUACUAUCACAAUAUCUCAAAUCGUUCACCAUAUAGUUGUACGAAGAUGGACAAUAGGAGACACUUUUCCGUGACUCGUAUAUUAGAAAAGGGCAAGGAUCGUGGGAAGGAUAAAAAGAAACAGAAGACGCAGCAUAUUGAUUUUAAUGAGAUGGAAGAAGUCAUUGAUGUUAGUAAACUAACAUCUCAAUUAGACAAGGCUAUUGAAAAUUUAAAGGAUAAUUUUGUUAAAUAUGUGUCAGUAAGAUCAAGUAUGGGCGCCCUGGAGGAGUUAGCUGUGAAGUUUGAAGGGAAAAAUUACACAUUGCAAGAACUUGCUCAGAUUAGUCGCAAGCCCAAACUCGUAGUGUUGAAUAUAUCUACUUUUCCACAAGCUAUCCCAGAUAUUCUCAAGAGUCUGUCAAAAAAUCAGAUGAACUUGAAUCCACAACAGGAUGGAACUACAGUUUAUAUCCCAAUUCCUAAAGUAACAAAGGAGCAUCGAGAAACGUUGUCCAAAAAUGCCAAGAGCUUUUACGUGAAAUGUUGUGAUAAUGUUAGAGAUGUACGCAGUCAAUACAUCAAAAAGCUCAAGCAGAAGGAAGGAUUAGCCAAAGACUUGGUGUUCAGGGUGGAAGGCUAUAUAGAUAUUCUCAGUCACCAAUACAAGAGUAAAGCUGAACAAAUGUUGGAAACCAAACAGAAAGAACUAUUGGGAGAAUCCGAAUAAAUCCCUGAAGUCGUAAUAAUUUGUAAUAUUCUGACGACUAGUCGCACAAAUAUAUAUAAAUGAUUCAUCAUCACUACUAAAUGGAAUGGAAUUUCUUCAUACCUGAUGGAAG